CUCGUCUCGUCUCGCCGCUGCUGUCACUCUCAGCUCGCUCCCCCCUUCUUGUUCAGCUUUCUUUUUUUAUCUAACAUCCACCAUGAGGGAGAUCGUCCACAUCCAAGCCGGCCAAUGCGGUAACCAAAUCGGUGCCAAGUUUGUGUGUGCAGUUCUGGGAAGUGAUCAGUGACGAGCACGGCAUCGACCCAACAGGGACCUACCAUGGAGACAGUGACCUGCAGCUGGACAGGAUCAGUGUCUACUACAACGAGGCCACAGGCUCCAACACACCUGACUACCCUAGUUUGACUGGAGAAUCGUGUUGAAUGGUCAUUGAUUCUGAAUCGAACCAUCACCCGAAGAAUCAGAUUGAAUUGGGGUAAAUAUGUUCCCCGUGCCAUCCUGGUGGACUUGGAGCCAGGCACCAUGGACUCUGUGAGGUCCGGACCUUUUGGCCAGAUCUUCAGGCCUGACAAUUUUGUGUUUGGUCAGAGCGGUGCUGGAAACAACUGGGCCAAAGGUCACUACACAGAGGGCGCCGAGUUGGUGGACUCUGUCCUGGAUGUGGUGCGCAAAGAGUCCGAGAGCUGCGACUGCCUCCAGGGCUUCCAGCUCACACACUCUCUGGGCGGAGGAACUGGGUCGGGUAUGGGAACGCUGCUCAUUAGCAAGAUCAGAGAGGAGUACCCCGAUAGGAUCAUGAACACUUUUAGCGUGGUGCCUUCACCCAAGGUGUCAGACACAGUGGUGGAGCCCUACAACGCCACUCUCUCGGUCCAUCAGCUGGUGGAGAACACAGACGAAACCUACUGCAUCGACAACGAGGCACUUUACGACAUCUGCUUCCGCACACUCAAACUGACCACGCCCACUUACGGAGACCUCAACCACCUGGUGUCGGCCACCAUGAGCGGCGUCACCACCUGCCUGCGCUUCCCAGGCCAGCUCAACGCCGACCUGCGCAAACUUGCCGUCAACAUGGUGCCUUUCCCCCGUCUGCACUUCUUCAUGCCCGGCUUCGCUCCCCUGACCAGCAGGGGGAGCCAACAGUACCGCGCUCUCACCGUCCCCGAGCUCACCCAGCAGGUGUUCGACGCCAAAAACAUGAUGGCGGCGUGCGACCCGCGCCACGGCCGCUACCUCACGGUGGCUGCCGUCUUCCGCGGACGCAUGUCCAUGAAGGAGGUGGACGAGCAGAUGCUGAACGUGCAGAACAAGAACAGCAGCUACUUUGUGGAAUGGAUCCCCAACAACGUCAAGACGGCCGUGUGUGACAUUCCCCCCCGCGGCCUCAAGAUGGCCGUCACCUUCAUCGGCAACAGCACCGCCAUCCAGGAGCUGUUCAAGCGCAUCUCCGAGCAGUUCACCGCCAUGUUCCGCCGCAAGGCUUUCUUGCAUUGGUACACGGGCGAAGGCAUGGAUGAGAUGGAGUUCACCGAGGCCGAGAGCAACAUGAAUGACCUGGUCUCAGAGUACCAACAGUACCAGGAUGCCACCGCCGAGGAGGAGGGCGAGUUUGAGGAGGAUGCUGACGAAGAUGCUUGAUGAGACGACGAGGUGCCACUACUCUUGUAACGAAGGAGCCAGCGUAGUAUCAGCCUUGCUAGUGUCCACUUUUAGACAACAAGUUAGAUUUCUCACGUCAUUCUUCUCCAAUAAAAGCUGUCAAACCACAAA
Molecule: messenger RNA, 1659 nt
Organism: Nerophis ophidion (straightnose pipefish)
Lineage: Eukaryota; Metazoa; Chordata; Actinopteri; Syngnathiformes; Syngnathidae
Gene: tubb5
Product: tubulin, beta 5
Exons: 6
Coding region: 409-1527 (372 amino acids)
Biological process (GO): mitotic cell cycle; microtubule cytoskeleton organization
Cellular component (GO): microtubule; cytoplasm
Molecular function (GO): structural constituent of cytoskeleton; GTPase activity; GTP binding
Source: RefSeq, a predicted model, not a curated record